GUUCUGGACGUCUGGGGUUUCUUGUCCUGGAUGUCUGGGGUUCUUGUCCUGGACGUUGGGCUUUCAUUUGGGUUUGUCUCUGUGAGUUGAUUUGAUGUGAAUAUGAACUGAAAGCGGCUGACAGAAGGAAACACAGAUUUAAAGGCUCUGUUAACACGAGAGGUUAAAAGAUCGUCAGUGAUAAGGAAAACUACUGUAUGGUCCUUCAAAAAUGACGUUAUGUAAACUUUGAAGCCAAUCAGAUUACAGGAGGGAAACAACCCCUUCGUCCUCUGCCUAUGAAAUUAAUAAUUUUAUUUCUUUUCUUAAAUUUAUUUGUCAUGUUUUCAUUUUCCACUAACGUAUCAAUCUUAUGUUGUUUUUGUUUUGGAUGCAUUUUCUUAGUGUUUCCAUAAUUUUUACCUCUCCAUCCCUUCGCCUCCCUCCUCCUCCUUUCUCCUGCCUCAGGUUUCUGAAUAAUUUUCCUCUUCCUUCAUCACUCUCUAAUCUAAAUCUAAUUAUCAUAAUCAGGCUCCAGGUGCCUCGUUUGGCUCUCCGUCACCGUCUGAGCACGCUCACUGGUGGCGUGUGUCGCCCCACCCCUUGGCGCCGUCGGCCAAUCGCCUUCCUCUGCUUCAUCCUGUCCGUCAGCGCUCUCCAGCCGCUGGCCAAACGGGUGGCGUUGUACCGCUCCUUCCCGACUCGCCUCCUCUCUCGGGCCUGGGGUCGUCUGAAUGGGGUGGAGCUCCCCACCUGGCUCCGGAAACCCGUGUACUCUCUCUACAUCUGGACCUUCGGGGUCAACAUGCAGGAAGCCGCCGUGGAGGAUCUGCAUCACUACAGGAAUCUGGGGGAGUUCUUCCGUCGACGCCUCAAACCUGCAGUCCGACCAGUCUGCGCCUCCUCGUGUCUGAUCUCGCCAGCUGAUGGGAGGAUCCUCCACUUCGGUCGGGUAGAGAACUCAGAGGUGGAGCAGGUGAAGGGGGUCACCUACAGUCUGGAGAACUUCCUGGGUCCACAGAAGAGGCGAGGCAACGAGUCCUCGUCGUCCUUCAGGGACCUCCUCCUGUCGUCUCCUGACAACGACCUGUUCCACGUCGUGGUCUACCUGGCUCCAGGAGACUAUCACUGUUUCCAUUCACCUACAGACUGGAGGGUGGAGCUUCGGCGUCACUUCCCAGGCUCGUUAAUGUCGGUUAACCCGGGCGUGGCUCGUUUGGUCAAAGAGCUCUUCUGCCUUAACGAGCGUGUGGCGCUCACCGGCCACUGGCAGCACGGCUUCUUCUCAUUAACAGCAGUCGGAGCCACAAACGUGGGCUCCAUCAGGGUUUACUUCGACCAGGAGCUUCAGACCAACGCUCCUCGCUACAAUAAAGGCUCCUUCGAUGACCACAGCUAUGUUGCCAUCGGCGACCAGGCCUUGAAGGCGUCGAGUGAAGGGGGCGUGGUCUCAGCCGAUGGAGGGGGCGUGGUCUUACAGAAGGGGGCCCCCGUGGGGGAGUUUAACCUCGGCUCCACCAUUGUUCUGCUGUUCGAAGCUCCUAAAGACUUCACCUUCAACCUGCAGCCAGGACAGCGAAUCAGAAUGGGAGAAGGGCUCGGUAGCCUCUGAUUGGCCAAGCUGCAGACUCAGGGGGAGGGGCCUGGUGACUAGGAACUGCUGGGGACUGAUGAAUGUCAGACAGAUAUUAAGACUUUAGGGCAUUGUGGGUAAUUUUCUCUGUAAAGAAGACGCUGUUAUGAACCUGAAGAUGUUUUUAUGACAAGGACUCAAACUCCCAGAAUGCCUUGUGCCAAUCUUUUCUCUCUAUUUUUUUUUCUAUUCUGUCUCAAAGUCGCUCGUCCUGAAACUAAAUUGAAAUAUUCCUUUAAAUCAGCGAAAAGAAAACAUCAGAUCAAAUUUAAGUAAUAUGAACCCAAAAAUAAUGAAGUCAAACCUUCAUAUUAUUUAACAAACUAACAUUAAUUCAAACAUUCAAAUUUACACAAAGUGAAAUAAAAAGUUCCUCCGUCCUCUGAAACUGUUUGAAGCUUUGUUGUUUUGAUUAUUUCUGUUCUGAACCAAUCACUGCUGUCACAGUUGUUAGCAUCAGCUAGCACACAAAUGUGAAGCAGCCACAGGAUGUCUGUGAUUGGUCACAAGAAAACCGUGACGUUAAUAAUAAUAAUUUUGUGUUGUUGUGAAACUGCGACCAUGCUAAAGAACAGGUGACACGUCUCACCUGAACUCUUAUCAGCUUUUGUAAAAAAUGUGAUGAUGAAUAAACGUUUCAUUCUCAGCA
Micropterus salmoides (largemouth bass) is the source of this 2261-nucleotide messenger RNA. RefSeq names its product phosphatidylserine decarboxylase (gene pisd). Gene Ontology annotation, molecular function: phosphatidylserine decarboxylase activity. The record is from RefSeq and is a predicted model, not a curated record. Bases 353 to 1591 code for a protein of 412 amino acids. Gene Ontology annotation, biological process: phosphatidylethanolamine biosynthetic process. Lineage: Eukaryota; Metazoa; Chordata; Actinopteri; Centrarchiformes; Centrarchidae. The transcript is spliced from 7 exons. Gene Ontology annotation, cellular component: mitochondrion.